AUGAAGUUCCUUGCAACCCUCGCUCUGAUGGCCACUGCGGUCAUGGCCGCCCCAGCCGCCAAAUCUUCCAAGGAAUUUCACCUGAAGACUGCGGGCGCCAGCAAAGCCAAGUUCAACGACUUGUUCGUUUACGCCUAUCACACUGGUGCCGGACUCAACGAUGCCGUGCUCUCCAAUGACAGCUCCAUUGCCAGCGCAUUCUACUUCAAUGGCACCAUUGCCCUGGCAGACCUCAAGACUGAGUUCCCAUGGGGCAUGGUUGCGCCCGGUGAUGCCAACUAUGCUUCAUGGGAGCCGAUCUUGAUCAACGCCGGCAGCGGCACAGAGGGCUUCUCCAUCGACAAGGGCAACUUUGUCUGGUCGGCAGACUAUGGCUUCGGUGGCUGGUUGGUUUGCGACUGGUACCACAAUGCCCCCCAGCUGUUCUAUCUGAACCGCUACUACCAGGCGACCAUCCCCUCCAGCUGCAGCAAAGUGCAGUUGAAGCCCAUCUCCCUUUAA
Penicillium diatomitis is the source of this 501-nucleotide messenger RNA. RefSeq lists its product as uncharacterized. The transcript is spliced from 3 exons. NCBI's taxonomy places the organism in Eukaryota, Fungi, Ascomycota, Eurotiomycetes, Eurotiales, Aspergillaceae. The record is from RefSeq and is a predicted model, not a curated record. The coding region runs from base 1 to 501 and encodes 166 amino acids.